This is a messenger RNA of Ylistrum balloti, 2458 nucleotides long. Its product is annotated as protein ZNRD2-like. Lineage: Eukaryota; Metazoa; Mollusca; Bivalvia; Pectinida; Pectinidae. Bases 1 to 687 code for a protein of 228 amino acids. The record is from RefSeq and is a predicted model, not a curated record. The transcript has 4 exons.
AUGGCGGCGACCAUGAAUAACAACGUGGAUGAGGCUCUUUUGACAGAAGAAAUGGAAGAAUGGCAACCACCAAGCGAAGCAGAGAUGAAAAUAAUUGCUGCUCGUAGAGAAAGGUCAGACAAAAUCAGCAAAAUCAUGGGCGACUACCUUCUGAAAGGUUACAAGAUGCUGGGAAUCGUCUGUGAUGAAUGUUCCACUAUUCUGAUGGAGACAAAAGCCGGGGAAAAAUACUGCAUAACAUGUAAGGAAUUAGAUACAGACACAGACAAAGACAAUCCAGUCACAAAUCCAACUGCAGCUCGAUCUCAAGUUUUUGAAGGUAGUCGUUCAACACUGGAGAGCUCCUCUGCUGAAGAUCAUUCAGUCAGUGGAAGGAAUCACUCCUCCCUAACAUCAAUUCCAUCAACAUUUGGCCAGCCAACUGCACCACCGUCCACAACAAGGGCAGAGAUACAUCAUGUAGAUAUACCCCCAAUCCAUCAGGGUACACUUUCUUCCUCCUCCCACAGUAUCCCAGCCACAGGGGCAAUUGAUCAAAUCCAAGGAGAUGCAGUGGACAGUCUGUGUGGCAAACUUCAGUGGGCAUCAGAACAAUUGAAGACUGAGACAAACCUCCAAAGAUGUACACAACUUUGUGAACUGAUUAAAGCAAGCGCUGAUGCCAUUCGUAGCCUCAAGGAUUUAUGAUUUGUGUGAUUACACAUUAUGUUAUUAAGUAUGAUGUGUAAUGUCAUAUUGAAGCCUGAUGGAUUCUGUCUUGUGGAUGACAAAUUUGUUUACUGUGGAAAAAAUCUGUCUCGGGAGAAGAAAAUUAUGCUUUUAUAACUAUAAAUCCAAAGCAAUGAUUGCAUGACUUAAUGAAGAUAAGCGUUAUAGGGGUAGCUCUUCAAAGAAAUCUUUAAAACAGAUUUGGAUAAAACAUACCGCUUUAAUGAUGUAGUUUAUCAGCAGAUAAAACUUUGAGAACCUCACAUUUGUAUUAAGGAAGUAUAGAAUUUAUCUAAUCAUUUUUCCUUGUCUUUAGUAAACCUCUUAACCAUUUUACUCAUUUUUUUGUAGAUUAAGAAAAAGUCAUUGCCAUUUAAGACAGGAAAUUUUUCAACAGGUCCUUUAUAACUUUAGUUGCCAAAGACAAUUGUAUUUAAUGUUAUUUCGUGUUAUCUAUUUCACUGAGACAUCAUUUUAUUUAUAAGUUAUAACAAAGAAAUGAUUAAACAACACAUGAUGAUAAUUCAAGGAAAAAUAAGAAUGAUAUUUAUUUCAAAAACUGUAUUACAAUAUAUAUUCAUAUACAUAUCAUAGGUAUAUAGCAUAACAGAACAGGCCUGUUAUAGGAUCAGAAUUAUUCUCAAAUGAAAAGUCUUUUUAACAGGUUAUAGUGAUAGUGACAAAAACAUUUCUACUGCAUAGAAAGGUUUGCAUCAUUUCUGUGGGAAGGAUCACAAGGAAAAGCAAUAUAAACCUAGAAACUUCUAUGGUCAUGUGUACAAAAUGGAUCAACACAUCUAGAUAUGCUGGUGUGGUACUAAAUAUGUGCACAAAUAAAGUAAUGAAGGUGUCAAUUUUAUGUUUCAUAUUCUAGAUGAAUAAUUUUUCAACGUGUAGAAGUUUCUCUUUGGUUUGAUUUUUAUUCCUUGUACAAUAAUGCUUUCCUUAUAUUAAAAUAAAAUGCUUGAUAGUUUAAUGUCAGAAGUAAAAUUAUUUGUAUCAAGGUGACAGGCCUCUGUACUUCAGCAUGUUUUGAUUGGCUGAGAGGACAAACUCCUUCGGUGCUUCAUACCCUCACAGAAAUUAGUCUGUGCAAUAAGAAGGUCACACUUGCUAUUGUAAUAAUCUGAUUUUUAAUUGGAUUUCUAUUCUUUAUUUACUUUGAUGGUAAAAACCAAAUUAUUUCUAGUAAUGAGUUAAAAUAUCUCCAUGUAUUUCUGAAAUUGUCAGUUUUGCAUAUUAAUGAUGUAAACAAAACACACAUGCUACAGAACAUAUCAAUUUAACUAUGGAAUGAAGUAAAAAGAAGUCACAAAAACUUGAAGUUGUUAUUUAUGAUAUUUCUUUUACUCUCUCUAGUUAUUUUCAAAAAAUACAAAAACAGUUUCAAAAGCCAGUGUUUUUUUUUUGUAACUUCUGAAAUAUGACUUGAGUGAAAGAAAUACCAUAUACAUAUACCAAAGAGUUUUUCAAAAAUAUGUUCAUUAAAAGAUCCCAGGAUAACUUUGUAUAUUUCCACAUCCUGCUGUAAAAUUGUUUUCUUUAAAUUUGUGGGCACUCCAAUUCUAGGAUUAAGGUUGAUAUUGAUUUAAGUUGAUUUGGUGAGCAAGAUUUACCCAGGAAAUCAAGUACAAAGAAAAUGUAUAGUUUUGGAAAACCACAAAAUUCCACUGUAUGAAAAAAUUGUUUUUACAGCUUGUUGUUUGUGAACAUUCUUUAUUAACAAUAAAUAAGAAUUGUGAAUUUUGGA